Messenger RNA from Acanthochromis polyacanthus (spiny chromis), 3089 nucleotides. Its product is annotated as zinc finger protein 91. The transcript has 2 exons. Gene Ontology annotation, biological process: regulation of transcription by RNA polymerase II. Lineage: Eukaryota; Metazoa; Chordata; Actinopteri; Pomacentridae. The record is from RefSeq and is a predicted model, not a curated record. The coding region runs from base 416 to 2338 and encodes 640 amino acids. Gene Ontology annotation, cellular component: nucleus. Gene Ontology annotation, molecular function: RNA polymerase II cis-regulatory region sequence-specific DNA binding; DNA-binding transcription activator activity, RNA polymerase II-specific.
UUCCCCCUCAUUUUGGAGAAAUUUAAAAUAAAAUCUGCCGUUGAAGUGACUGUGAAACACGUUGCAUUGUGGGAGAUGUAGGAAUUCCUCUUCCUGUUUAAACCGGAUAUGGAGUUGCUCGGUUAUCGGACGCCAUGAACGACAGGACGGUGUCCCCAAAUUUGAAGAUUAAAGGGUUUUUGUUAUUAUAAUGUGCUCAGUCAUACGUAUAAUAUCUCCUCCUUUACCCCUAGAUGUGCUACAGAUAAAUAUCUGUAACAGAAGAUGUUUAUUUAUCUGAAAACAGAAAUCACCACAUACAAAUGAACGCUAGUUGCUUUCCAGUCAGUGACUUGGACUAACUGUCGGCUCCUGGUUAAACUUGCUGUCAGGACCACCCAGAGGUUGCCUGACCACCUCCUGAUGUCUGAAGACAAUGAGGAAGAACGCUGUGUCUCCAGAAAAAGGCAGGUGUAUAAUGCCCACCCGAAGGCAAAGUGCUGGGAAUGUGGCAAACAACAAAUCAACAAGCUUGAACUUGCACUGUCAAAGCCACAAUGUCAAAGCCACCUGCCACAUCUGCAAGGUUGUUUUCCGCCGCCUGGCGUUGCUCUCCACACACCUGAACAGUGUGCACUCGUCACCCAUCUGCAAAAAGUGCCAUCAGUCUUUCAGUACUGUGUGGGAGCUGAACAAGCAUGCGGAGACACCUUGCAUGGGCUGUGCGUCAGUUCGUCAAGGUUCGGUUCCCAUUGUCAAAUGUAAAAAGCACAAGAAUGACAAUGUUUCAAAUAAAGUGACUGUGCACCGAAAUAACAAGUCAGUACGAAGUGACUCAGCGUUAAAGUGGAGGCCUAAACAAAGAGCUGAGAGGAAGCCUAAGAGACCUGGGCCAUCAGACAACAGUGUGGAGUAUAUAGUGGAUGAAGAUGAUAAUGAUAUUGACAUGGAAAGUGAUUGUGAGGAAGCAGAUGAUUCAACAAGCUCUGAAUCCGAUGAUGAGGACAACAAACGCUAUAAACGCACCGACUUGUGUUCAGGUGAUUCCGAGUCAGAUAGCAGCUCAAGCUCGACUGAUGAUUCCAGUGACUCUUCUGACAGCCCAAACUCUAAAACCACCCCUGCUCCUCUUCCCAGUGGUAAAAAUUCAAUGUGUGCAGUGUGCGGCAGGGGGCCAUUUAGGUCCAUUAAGCUCCAUUUGCUCCACUGUAGUGGCGUAAGAGUGAAAUGUCAGUGUUUGCUGUGCAAGAAGCUCUUUGCAACUGCAGCAGCUCUUAAUGAACACCUCAUGCCUUUGUAUACCUGUCGCAUCUGCAGUCAAGUUUUCUCUCACAAGAACAUGUACUUUGGCCACCAGUGUCCUGAAGGAAGCAUAUCAUCUUUGGUCCUCUUUUGUUCCGAGUCAUUGCCGAAAGCAUGUAACAUAUGCAAAUCCUUUUUCUCCUCUGAGAAGGCUUUGUUGGACCACGUCACCAGAGUUCACACGUCCGUGGUCAGCACCAAGGUGCACAUUAUUACUGAUCCGUCACUGCUGACGAAUAAAAAGGUCACAGGAGGUAUCAUCAGAACAGAAGCGCAGUCAGCCAUAUGUAGUCCGAACAUAGCAAACCAGGCUGUUAAUGGAAAGCUCUGCGUUGGCCAAGCCGAUGCAGGGUCUACUGUAGUGAAAUCUAGCCCUUCUCUUUCAACCUCCUCAAUGCACAUCGUGUCUGCUGCUGCACCUGACAAACUGGAGAACAGUGGUGAACUAAAUAAGCCAACCAACCAGCCUACAAGUCACGUAUCUACACCUUUACUAAUCCCUCCUGCUGCCACUGACGAAGCUCCAGACAUUGCAGCCACCUCUGACUCUGUUUCUCCACCGUCGCCCACAAUUCUUGCCAUGUUUGAGAACGACAGCCAGGAUGUGGCUUUGAUGAAGCGCAUGAACACAGGCUGGCGCUCCAAAGCCUCUCGCCCCUGCCGGCAGUGUGGUGCCAUCCUGCGACAGCCCUCCCUCAUCAUCAGCCACCGCUACCUCCACCGAGGUCGCCGCUUGCACCGUUGCCAGUGUGGCCGAGUUUUCAAGCACCAGCUGCAUCUCCUGCGACACCACGUCCAGCAUGCGGAGGCCCUGAGCUACAUCUGCGUCAGCUGUGGGGACACUUUCUCCGGAGCUAGACUCUUAGCUCAGCACCUAAAGGGCGACACGUUGAAAAAAGCCUGUUCUGGACAAAAGUGGAAAAGUAAAGUUAAGACCAAGUGCAGGAUGUCGUUUACAUGUGACUGCGGACUUAUUUUUUUCAGACCUUCGGCUUACAUAUGGCAUCAACUUAAAAACAGGACAAAAAGUAAAUGGCUGAAGAAGCCAGUGAAAUGACCAAGGAACUCUUUGUGUUUAGACAAACGGGAGAUUUCACACAAGUUGUCACUAUUUUUGUUUAAUUCAUGUUACCAAGAGACAAAAUCAAAGCAAAAACACAUUCAUUUCUUAAUGGCUUUGGAAUCUGAGCAUGUCCUGGCUGGUUGUUUUCACCAUGUGCAAAUGAUACAUAGUAAACAGGGUGAGAGUAAGUUCCUUAUAUGUUCUUUUGAGUACAAAUGAACCUAUAGGGAACCGUUUUCAGUAUUGGAUUCAGUUAAAACACAUCAAAACUCCAGUUUAUCCUCCAGAAAAAAGUAAGUCCAGUUUUGCAAUUGUUUUGUCACAAAGUGCAUUCUUCUCAGUGAGGUUUGUGUGGAAGUUUGAGCCCUCCUGUUUUCUGUUAGUUUAGCCAAUUCAGACUUUGCGCUCCUUUGAGAUACCGAAGAGGUCUUGAUAUUCAGGUUGAAAAUAGCAUAGAACUUUUUUAAUGGUUGUUAUAUAAUCGUCACGAUCUUAACUUUAAUAGUACAAAAUAAUUUGUUAUUUCAUGUCCACUAGAUGGAGCAGUUGGGUUGCUAAAAGAUGAGCAAGCAAGACGACUUGAGCUCAAGUUUAAUUGUUCUCAGAACAGGUGUAAACUGCCGGAUGCUUUUCCUACAUCAGAUGAUUACAACCUAAAAUGUAGACGUUAAUCUGUGAGUUCUGGUUGAAAGCCGAUGAAAUCCAACGGACUGACAGUUUUAAAUAAAGCUUUCUCACCACAAUA